Molecule: messenger RNA, 1055 nt
Organism: Uranotaenia lowii
Lineage: Eukaryota; Metazoa; Arthropoda; Insecta; Diptera; Culicidae
Gene: mRpL2
Product: 39S ribosomal protein L2, mitochondrial
Exons: 2
Coding region: 125-1018 (297 amino acids)
Biological process (GO): cytoplasmic translation
Cellular component (GO): ribosome
Molecular function (GO): structural constituent of ribosome; RNA binding
Source: RefSeq, a predicted model, not a curated record
UAUCCCCUCUCUCCCCUAUAAACGCGUUACGUAAUUUUUGAAUGGUCCCGAAUUGAUGCGAAUGUUUUGAUUGCAUAAAGUAAUUUCGUGGUGCGGAUUCCGGGAUUCUGGAGUUGUUUACAAGAUGGCUUUUCUGGCUCGAUUAUUGCAAAAUGUUGCUGUGAAAACAUUUCCUCAUGAUGUACGCUUUGUUGCCGCAGCCAGUAUAACGACGGAAAGUUUAGCACGUGUUAUGAACAAACCGAAACCGGGAACAGGUAAAGCUUAUCGUCGAAUUGUGCACUAUCCGGAGGAGUACACCAUUGAGCCAUUAAAAGUGACUAAUUUGGCUGGUAGAGAUCCGGAAACUGGUCGACUGGUUGCUAAAGGCAUUGGCGGGGGAAUAAAACACAAAUAUCAUUGGAUCAAAUGGAACCGAGAUGGUCCUUUGGAAGGUCCUCCACAAAUUGAAAAAGUCAUCGAUAUCAUUGAUGAUGGUUGUCGCACUGCCAAAGUGGCCCUCGUUGCUGUCGGAGAUCAGUUGAAGUAUAUACUAGCUACGGAGAACAUGAAACCAGGCGAUUUAAUCAAAACAUCCAAGUUCAUACCGAGAAUUCCAGUUCGUGCCAAUGAAGGCGAUGCUUAUCCUUUGGGAGCCCUUCAAGUUGGGACUCAAAUUCAUUGUUUGGAGAAAUAUCCUGGUCAACCAUGCCAUUUGAUACAUGCCGCUGGGAAUUACGGAACCAUACUGCGUAAAUUCGGAGACCUAGUUGUAGUACAGCUGCCAUCAAAACAGGAGUUUGCCUUCAAGCAAACGUGUAUGGCUACUGUUGGACGAGUUUCGAACAUCUACCACAACAAAACACCUAUAGGAUCAGCCCAGAAAAACCGCGAACUUGGAAAUCGGCCUCGAUCAGGACUAUGGCAGCGGAAAGACGGUCGCCAUGGUAGAAAGGUUCGCCGGUUGCCACCGAUGAGAAUUAUUUCCGCUCCAUCGGAAAAACCAGCAGAGCCUAUCAAAUUCACUUUAAAUUUGUAACUGAAUAAACGUUUUGUUCGCAUUGCUUAACAAAAUA